CAGGGCUGCACGAGCGCCAAGAGGGAAAACAAGCAGCAGCAGCGGGAGGAGCCGCGCGCACUUUGUCGCCGGGCGGCGGAGGAGAAGGAGGCGCGCGCCAUGGGGCUGCUGCUGCUGCUGAGGGUGCUGCUGUGGGUCUCGGCCGCCCUUGUGGCCACUGCCUCCCCCUUCGGCUCCCUCUGGCCCCUGCCCCGCUCCGUGUCCCUCUCGCCCGACCGGCUGCAGCUCUCGCCCAGGCGCUUCCAGAUCGCCCACGGCCCGGGCUCCUCGGCGGGUCCCGGCUGCGCCUUGCUGCAGGACGCCUUCCGAAGGUAUUAUGAAUACAUAUUUGGGUAUUCCAAAUGGCAGAAUCAAGAUGAGAAGAAUCUUAUUUCUGAAGCAGAGCUGUCUUCACUCCAGGUCAUUAUCACUUCAGCAGUUUCUGAAUGCAAUGCAUACCCUACCCUCGCAUCAGAUGAAACUUAUCAGCUCAUAGUUUCAGGACCCACAGCUGUACUGGAAGCAAACAAAGUCUGGGGAGCAUUAAGAGGUUUAGAAACAUUCAGUCAGUUAGUAAAUGAAGAUGAUUAUGGAAGCAGACUGAGGAGUCUGGAGAAUGACAGACAUGGGUAAUUGUGUUCCUCGGGUAUUGACUACAAUGUGAGUGAUGAAUGCCUCCUGAGACAGGAAAGCAUCCCUUUUGUACAGAGCCACACCACAUCCUUACUUUGAAAUCCUUCUCCUUUACAAAAUGUUUAUCAUGUUCUGGAAAUAUGUGUGUCUUUUGUGCUGUCUGUAAAUUUACCUACAUCACCCUGCUUAUUUCUCUUUGGUAUGUCUAAAAGGUCUAAGUUGGUAUGUCCUUUAACUACAUUGUAUAAUUCUGGAGUCUGAUACCCCUUUCCUGAUUUUAGGGUACAUUAGUGGAGCUGCAUCUGUUGAAUCUUUCCUAGUGGAAUAGGAAGGAAAAUAAGUUCAAGUAUUUGUCUUGUAGAAUGGAAUUCUUAAUAGUUAUUGAUGACCUUUGAUGACAUAUCAUCUUGAAAAUGUUCAUAAAUAUUUUUGGAAUUGAGUUUAAUAUUAAUUUCAUGCCUGGGGUGUUGUGUGGUUUCCGGGCUGUAUGACAUUGUCAAUUAGUGAGGGCAUCUGCAUAGAAGUAGCCUGGCCUUCAUUCCUUUUGAAUUGUUUCCUGCCUAGAGACAUCCUUUGAUGUCAGUUCAAAAGAAACGAAGGCCAGGCUACUUCUAUGCCCACACUAAUUGACUGUUCUAUCUUCAUGAUUACUUACAUGCUAAUGGGUGGAUCCCACUCAACACAUGCAAAUCAAGAUUGCUAAUUGCAUCCCUUUACACUAGUUUAACAAACAAUGGUUCUUUCUCCUACUCUGGACAUUCCACAACUUUAUAUACUCCACUUGCUUUACUACCAUUGGAUCAUCUGAA
Anolis carolinensis (green anole) is the source of this 1421-nucleotide messenger RNA. RefSeq names its product beta-hexosaminidase subunit beta-like. Gene Ontology annotation, molecular function: beta-N-acetylhexosaminidase activity. Lineage: Eukaryota; Metazoa; Chordata; Lepidosauria; Squamata; Anolidae. The coding region runs from base 100 to 612 and encodes 170 amino acids. Gene Ontology annotation, biological process: carbohydrate metabolic process; ganglioside catabolic process; glycosaminoglycan metabolic process. Gene Ontology annotation, cellular component: lysosome; membrane. The transcript has 5 exons. The record is from RefSeq and is a predicted model, not a curated record.